CGGCGUAUGUUUUAAUUUUAAUUGUGACUUGAAAAGAUGAACUAAUCAUUUUGCGAACAAAAGUUGUCAGAACCGUGUUAAAACUAUCGCGAAAAGUGACCUGAGUGGAUUGUGUACACCGAAAUGAUGGAAUUUGUCCGAUUUGGACUCGGAAUCGAUAGAAAAAGUGAUGAUGAAAAUUAAUCAAUGAGACACCAGUCGAAAGUUCGUCUCAUUCGCCAUCAUUCGGGGUAUGUAAAUGGUGGAGCAAAAAGGUGCUGUGCAAAAGAGGAAUAUCUGCGCUCAGUCGUUUCAAACGUGAAAUCGAAUUUUAAGAAAAGCACCGACAUCAACCAAUGAGUCAGUCAGAAGAUACAAGUGAAGCGGAUAGCUUUUUUCGUUAAAUUGCUAAACGUUUUGUUAGCAACAAAAUUGCCAGAAGUAAAUCCUACCGGCAGCAACGGUAGUAGUGUUUUCGUAGUUAGAACAGGACGUCGAUAGUUUGUGCAGUCCAGUCGUUUUUAUAACCGAAACAAUGGAUGCCUACUAUCGAUACGAUCCAACUGCUCCUCGUGGCAUGGGACCGCCAGGUAACGCCGGUGGACCAUAUGCCAGGCAUAGGGCGCCGCACCCGAUGCAGCAGCAGCAACCGCAGUCGCAGUAUCCUGCCUAUCAGCCAGCCACGACGGACAAUAUGUAUUCCAUGCCGGAUCAUAACGCCGCGAUGGGUGGCAUGGCGGACAGCUUGUGGGGUACUCAACCGCCUCCGCCACCGCAGGCCAAUCCGUACGCUGCUCCCAUGGGCUACGGGCAUCCCCAGGCAGCGCAGCCAACACAGCGUCAAACGCCAACCAGCUACCGGCAGCACAUGGGCGGUUAUCCUCAGCAGGACACAUCAAAGCUUCAGUACCCCACACAGCAAGCGAUGAUGGGCGGCAUGAUGCCACAACAGGGUUACGGAUCGUUAAGUCAGCCGCAACAACCGACUCAACAGCAACAACAGCAACCACAACAACCACAGCAACAGCAGCAACGUGUUUCACAGCAUUAUCCCCAAGCGGGUCAUUCUAUGUAUCCGGGAGCGCCGGUCGUUCAACCACAAACAGCAGCGGCGCAAACCGGAUACGCCUCGUACGCACCCACCAUGCAGCAGCACACCGGUCGAUCGUCCCAGCAUGUUUACAACCAGCAUCAGCUCGAUCAAAGCGCGUAUGGGCAGCAUAUGAGUGCGAGCCAGGUUCCCACAAGUCUUCACCAGAUGACUACCCCACAGCAACAACCUCCAGGGCAGUUGCCACAACAUCCGCCCCAGCAAUCCCAUCUACCUAUACCUGGUCAAACGCCACAAACGCAGCAACAAAUGCAUGCUAGCCAAAUGCAGCCUGUACAGCAACAACCGCAACAAACUCAACAACAGCCAACUCACGGAAGUCAGCCAUCUCACACCCAAGCUCACCCUCAACAGCAUCCUGGCUUAACAAGUUUAAAUUCACAACAAAGUCAGCAACAGAAUAGUCUGUUAGGGAGCCAACAUCCAGGCCUGGUUCAUUCACAACAACCAACUAGUGGUGGUCUGAUGCAUAGCGCGGGUGCGUUGGCAACAGCAAUGUCACAAUCUCAGGCUAAUCAACAGCCAGCAGGUCAUCACAGUACUAGUACGCUGGGAGGACAUCAAAUGUCUCACAGUACAAUACCAAGUGUUCCUGGCUAUGGUGCGAGUGCCCCACAGCAGCAAUCGUACCUACCGAACGCCACCAAACAGCAACCACAACAGCACGGAAGCAGUCCGCAAUAUAGAGCACCUUUCCCUCAGCUCUCCCCGCAAAUGUCUCCGCGACCACCACAAAUGUCCCCCCACACGCAAAUGUCACCUCGGCCGGUUAUGUCCCCCGCCAAACCGCCUGGCAGUGUCACUUCGCAAGCACCGCAAACUACUCUGCCUACUACCAUGUCACCUCAUCCUCAUUUGGCCAGCUCUGGUGCAAGCAUCCAGAGCCCACGACCGCAACAGUCGAUGCCGGUUACAAAGCUAACGACGGCGGCCUCAGCUUCUGGACCGGUGAACACUCUGCAAGCUCUUGAACAGAUGGUUAUGCCUCCGUCCGCUGCUGCAGCAGGUUUGGAAUACUCUCAAGCUGCCGCUUAUCGAGGGCCUCCGCAUCAGCAGCAAAUGCAGAACAAUCCACUUUCUCCAUUGGGCCCACGGUUGCCGAUGUCCCCACAGCAUCAUCAACAAUGGCCUCCAAUGGUUCAACGACCUGGUAGCGGUGGAAUAAAUGGUAGUGCUCAUCAUGGCAUGCCUCAACAACCUCCACAGCAACAACAACCACCACAGCAGCAGCAGCAACAACAACAGCUCGGAAAUCAGCACCUGCCCCCGAUGCAUCCUCAUGCUCCGCAUUUACAUGUGUCUCAAGCCUCCCAUCCACCCCCACCACACGUUCAACAGAUCUCACAGUUGAACGACAUCUCCAGUCUGAUACCGCCUGUGUCGCAAACGAUGCAUGUGAUACCGCCAACUCAAGGCCCCCCUAGCGGGCUGCAGUAUAGCAAUCUAGAUGAUAAGAGUCUCGUUGACCCGUCGGUUCAGCAACAAUCCCAGCAGCAACAACAACCACCGCCUCCUGUACAUAGUCUUCACCAACCCCAUUUAUCACAACCGCAGCAGCAACCACCACCCCAACAGCAAUUACCAUCAAUGCAUCAAGCGCAUCAGCAUCCUCCGCAACCACAGCAGCAACCCCAACAACAGCAGCCAAUGCUCACGCAACUUCAACCACCGUCGCAUUUGCUGCAACUUCAAUCUCAGUCAACACAGCAAUCACCUUCUCAACAACAUCAGUCGCACUUGACGACAAUGCAACCAAUGACCGUACAACAGCAACCCCCACAAACAACUCCAUCUGUUCCUUCAUCGCACUCGAUUUCCCAGCAGCUGCAAUCUCCUUCAUUUAAUGAUGAGAUGAUGAUGUCGCCUAGCGGUCAAACUCAGCAGCAUCAGCCACAACAGCAACCACCACCACAGCAACAGCAGCCACAACACAUACCUAGUGCCACAGUACCAAGUGCUCCAACUUCGGUAGCAUCACCGGUUGCGCCACCAGUCACGCAUCAACCGGUUCCUGUUACACAAGCACCUCAUUUGAGCGAUUUGCAAUCGCUCCCUACAGUAACACCUGUAUCGACUCCAUCACAACAUUCGCAACAUCAGCAACAGCAGCAUACCACAGCUUCUUCAGUAGAGCUUCCACCGAUUUCGACCCUGUCGGCGGAACCAACUGUCACAAGCGUCGAAAGUGUUGUGCCACCGCUCAGUAAUACAGAGUCCCUAAAACCAUCUGCUGAUCUCAGUCUCAUCGACAGUCUUACUUCAAGUAAUGCUAAUGAAGCUCCUUCGAGUUUAGGAGCGGCUGGAUCCAUACCGGAGUCAGCCGUAAGUGAGACGGACAGUUUACAGCAAAGGCAUUCCAUGUCUGAGCAAAAUAGCAGCAACGAAGAAUCGCGUGACAGCAUUGUGCCGGCUCCUGCGGAAUCAAAUACCGACGAGAGCAAGUCUUCGAGUUCUUUAAUGUCCGGAACGGAUUUCGAAUCCAUGAAUCAAACAAAUAACGGAUCAACGAAUUUGCUGCUGAACUCAGACACUGGAUUGGAUGAAACAAUCCGGGAAAGCCAAACACUCGGUUUGGAGACGACGAAUACUGAAACAAACGAUAAACGAGAUGAUGUGUAUCAUUCUGAUAACUCAAAUCAAGCCCCAAGUUUCGAUGCUAAAAAGACUGAAAUAUCCUUGGAUUCGGCAACCGCAACCGAACCUAUCACAUCUGUAAUGUUGACCGAACUCCAAGCACCGGAAGUGACGACAGCUUCUACGACGACCACAAGUCCCGAACAGUCGGUACCAACUUCAACUACGACUCCAACAUUACCUACAGCGGCCAUGUCAGCUUACCCAAAUCAAUCUGAAACGAUGCCCGGUGAGCAGAUCAUAUCGACCAGUACGCCGGUGACGACGAUACCUUCGAAUACAACACAAAUUCCACCGCAAAUGUACGGUGCAAUGGGUCCUGCGUCAGGGCAGGCCCCACCGAUGUAUGGAAUACAUAUGCCGCCAGGCGGUCCAAUUAUUCACGGUCCUCAUGGCCCUGGUGUGCACGGUAUGAUGAGCCCGGAUAUGAUGAAUCCAUAUCAGACGCCGUAUCAGACCCAUUCUCAGGAGCGAUCCGCUCUCCAGCAACAACUACAGGAUCUUUACAAACUUCCCAUGGCUGACAAUCAAGAAAAAGUAAUGCGUAUACAGGAAAGGAUUGCCAUGUUACAGCAACAUGAAACGGCUGACGCAUGUCAGGGUGGUUCCCAAUGCAUGAUGCAGAAUCACUCGAUGUACUCAUCCGCGAUGAUUGAUAGCCCACAAGUGACAAGCACGACUGGUCGACGUUGUCGAACUCCUUCGAAUAAACCACGUGAACCCCGUUUAAAGAAAGCGGAAAUGACCCAGGAAGCAGCUGCGGCUGCCGCUGCUGCUGCUGCAUCUGUCGCUCUUACGCCUGUACCAGGGCAACCUCAGCCGCCGCAGCAACCGCUGGUUACCUCCGGUGAUGAAACUUCUCAAACUCAAACGGUGGUCACCGCAUUACCUGUAUCGGACGAUUCCGUUACAGCUGAAACCGGAUUGUUAGAAGUAACAUCGGAAAGUUGCAAUGACACAUUGAAUGAAACUGAAUCUCAAGAAAAUCUCUCCGUGGACUCCGUGGGAGAUCUGGACACUGCAACUGAUGCCAGCUGGAAAAAGUUAAAAAAAACGCGAAAACCUCGGGAGCCUAUAGAACCCAAGAAACCUAAAGAACCAACGGAGAAGAAGGAGCCUAAGAAAAAAUAACCUAAGGAUACUGAUAUGUCUAAGAAAAAACGUGGUAAAAAGGGAGCACCAGAAGGCGACAAUUCUAUGUCAAUGGAUGCCAAUAGUCAAGAUCAUGACCAAGAUCUUUCGAAGGCCACAAGUGAAGCGGAUGAGAACCAAACGCUUGCUUCAUUGAUGCAUUCCCAAAAUUCAACUGAUGCCACAAGUGGUCCCGAUAAAGAAUCCAAAACAGAAGAGAUGGUUGCGAAUAAGGAUGAGGUGACAGAUUUUGACGACAUUCCAGUGUCUAAAAUUCCAAUAAAAAGCUUACUGGAGGAGAGCGAAACGAAAGAAAAGGAGCGUGAAAAUGAAGACAGUGUGGGAGAAAGUGCGGAAGCAGAAGGUGAUACCCCCAAGAAGAAGAAGAGCAGUAAAAAGAAGGAGCCAGGAAGUGGUGAGAGCAAGAAGAAAAGCUCAUCCAGUUCCAGGAGCAAAAAACCAUCGGGUGGAAGUAGUUCGAAGAGUCGAUCACGUCGAAUUAGACUGACGGUUGAAUCGGACGGAGAAGGAGAUGAUCUAAUAACUACGCCACCCCCAUCACCUCCACCGGAUUCGGAAAUCGACAGUUCCAAACGCCGGUCUGCUCGAAAUACCCAACGGAAAAAAUACGUAGAUGAUGUUAUGCUCCGAUUCUCCGAUGAUGAGUCCGGUAUUAUAUCUCCUAUUCCACCUACGAGAAAAGAAAAGAAAGUAGCAGAAUCUGCUGAAAAGAAGGAUGCUGACAGCAGUGGGGAAGGUGCCAUAGCGGGCCCUUCGUCCGAAGCUACCGAUACAAACUCCGGCACAGUUGGGACGGAGGGAGGAGAAGAGGUUAGCACCACGGAUUCGAAGCCUGAAACGAGUAGUGAAGUGAAAUCUGAGGAAGCUAAUAAACCAAACUAUGUGUAUGUGAAUACAGGAGACGAGGACUCAAUGGUUGUCCAUUAUGUUCUCGCAGUAAGAAUGGGUAAACGAGAAUUGAAACCUGAUCCACCACCACCGCCGCCGAAAGAAAAAACUCCUGAACCAGAAGUGAAAGCUGAGGAUAGAAAAAGGGAAGGCGAUUGCAGUGAAUCUUCUGAAAAGAAGCAAGAAGAAGGAGAAGCAGAUCCCGAAAAAGAGACUGACUCUGAUGACAAAGAAGAGGACAAUAAAGAAAGCAAAAAACAAAAUGAUGCUGAAGAACAUGAAACUAAAAUGGAAGUCGAUGAACAAGUUGAUGAGGAACCAAAAAUAGACGAACAAUCAAAGGAGGAAAUUGAAAAAACGUCAAACAUUUCAGAGGUAGAAAAAAUGGAAACAGAUGACCUGGAAGAAUCCGAGAAAGAUUCUGCAGAAAAUGAUUCUGAGAAAGUUAAGGCGAAACAGCAUGACAGUGAUGAAGAAUCGUCUGAAGAUAAAGAAGAAUCAGCAAAAUUAUCAGCGGAGAAAAAGGGAGGCGAGAAGAUGGAUACUGACGACCAAAAAGAUACCAAGGAUGAGAAAACUGAAGAUGAAAAGAAUGAAGACAAGCCAGAAGAAAAGAAGGAACCACCGGUGUUCAUCGACGUUGAGGAAUACUAUGUGAAGUAUCGUAACUUUUCCUAUCUACACUGCGAGUGGCGUACUGAAGAUGAGCUUUUCAAAGGCGAUAAACGAGUUGGAAACAAAAUCAAACGUUUUUUGCAAAAGCAGCAGCAGCAGCUCAAUAUCUUCGAGUCCUUGGAUGAGGAGCCGUUCAAUCCGGACUUUGUCGAAGUUGAUCGAGUGCUGGAUGUUUCCGAGCAUACCGACGACGACGGCAAAACGGUGAAGCAUUACUUAGUGAAAUGGAAGAGUUUGCCUUAUGAAGACAGCACCUGGGAAUUGGAGGACGAUGUAGAUCUUCCUAAGAUCGAACAAUACUACAGAUUUAAUAAAAUUCCACCGAAAAGUGAAUGGAAAACUAAGAAACGGCCACAUCCAGAUCAGUGGAAGGCUCUGCCAGAGAGUCCUACUUAUAAGGCAGGUAACAGGCUGCGUCCUUAUCAGCUGGAAGGUCUAAACUGGUUGCGGUACUCGUGGUAUAAGGGAAAUAAUUGUAUUUUGGCCGACGAAAUGGGUCUAGGCAAAACCAUCCAGAGCUUGACAUUCGUACAUUCGGUUUAUGAGUAUGGCAUUCGAGGGCCGUUCCUGGUGAUUGCGCCUUUGUCAACCAUUCCUAAUUGGCAGCGAGAGUUCGAAGGGUGGACGGACAUGAAUGUGAUCGUUUAUCAUGGUUCAGCUACCAGUAGGCAAAUGAUUCAGGACUACGAGGUGUUCUACCGUUAUGAAAAUGGAAAGUACAUAAAAGACAUCAAUAAAUUCAACGUGUUGAUUACGACAUUUGAAAUGAUCGUCACAGAUUAUCAGGACUUGAAACCGUUCAAUUUCCGAGUGUGUGUCAUCGAUGAGGCUCAUCGCUUGAAGAACCGUAAUUGUAAAUUAUUGGAAGGUCUCCGUCAGCUAAGUCUGGAACAUCGUGUACUUCUUUCGGGAACUCCGUUGCAGAACAACGUUAAUGAAUUGUUCUCGUUGCUGAACUUCCUUGAACCAAGCCAGUUCUCAUCAAAUGAUGAGUUCUUGCGGGAAUUCGGAAGUCUGAAAACGGAGAGUGAAGUACUCAAACUACAGGCGUUGCUUAAACCUAUGAUGCUACGGCGAUUGAAGGACGAUGUCGAGAAGUCGCUUGCUCCGAAGGAGGAAACAAUUGUUGAAGUAGAACUGACCAACAUUCAGAAAAAGUAUUAUCGAGGCAUCCUAGAGCAAAACUUCUCAUUUUUGAUGAAGGGAACGACCUCAGCAAAUAUUCCGAACCUGAUGAACACUAUGAUGGAGUUGAGAAAGUGUUGUAUUCAUCCAUAUUUGCUAAAUGGUGCCGAAGAUCAAAUUCAAUACGAUUAUCGUCAACAGCACGGCGAUGAUGCGGAAGCGUACUACAAAAACUUGAUCGUGUCAUCUGGUAAAAUGGUGCUGAUUGAUAAACUGCUGCCAAAAUUGAAAGCAAAUGGUCAUCGAGUAUUGAUUUUCAGUCAAAUGGUCCGCUGUUUGGAUAUUUUGGAAGAUUAUUUAAUUUAUCGGAAAUAUCCCUUUGAGCGUAUUGACGGUCGUAUUCGUGGAAAUUUGCGUCAAGCUGCCAUUGAUCGAUAUUCGAAACCAGAUUCCGAUCGGUUUGUCUUCCUGUUGUGUACGAAAGCUGGUGGUUUGGGAAUCAAUUUAACUGCAGCUGAUACGGUUAUCAUUUACGACAGUGACUGGAACCCGCAGAACGAUUUACAAGCGCAGGCGCGUUGUCAUCGUAUCGGUCAGCAAAAGAUGGUUAAAAUCUAUCGCUUGCUUUGUCGCAACACAUACGAGCGCGAGAUGUUCGAUAAGGCUUCGCUCAAGCUGGGCUUGGAUAAGGCCAUUCUACAAAGUAUGAAUACCGCUCAAGGAGGAAAGGAUAACAACAAACAAUUGUCGAAGAAAGAGAUUGAGGAUCUCUUGAAAAAGGGUGCCUAUGGAGCCGUUAUGGAUGACGAUGCAGGUGACAAGUUCUGUGAAGAAGACAUCGAUUCCAUUCUGCUUCGACGAACACAGGUUAUCACCAUGGAGAGUGAGAAGGGCUCAACGUUCUCGAAAGCCUCCUUCGCAGCAGCCGCCAAUCGGAGCGAUAUCAAUAUCGAUGAUCCAGAUUUCUGGAACAAGUGGGCUAAAAAGGCUGAGAUUGAUCCCUCGGCGUGCGAGAAGGACGAAACAGAAGACUUGGUCAUUGCGGAGCCGCGAAAACGUACGCAGAUCAAACGAUACGGCCAUGAUGAUGGUGUUAUGGAUAUGUCCGAUGAAUCUUCAGGCGAGCACGGAAGCGAAGGUGAAGAAGGUAGCGGUGGUUUGAAGACCAGAAGCAAACGGAACCGUGGCAAGGACAAAAACAAGAAACAGCAGGUCGAGAAGGAUGAAUACAUUCCCCGAGAUCGGGAUACACUGGCGGCACUCGGAUUCGACGAAGUAUCCUACGGAAACUGGGCUCGUUCUGAGUUGUUCAAGGUGGAGAAAGGAUUGCUCUCGCAUGGAUGGGCCCGCUGGACUGAAAUUUUGGAACAAGGACAGUUUAAGCGAGGUUGGCGUGAGCAAGACAUCGAAGAAUGUUCUCGUAUUAUUUUGCUGUAUUGUCUCGAUCGCUAUCAGGGAGACGAGAAGAUCAAGAAUUUCAUUUGGGAACUGAUCACCCCUUCGGAAGGUGGUGAGCAACGUGAGAUCGCUCGCAAUCAUAGUGGAUUACAUAACCUGGUUCCCAGAGGACGAAAUGCCAAAGGACGCAAAUCUGCGAACCCGGGAGCACCAGGAGCUCCGACACUGAAGCGUGAAGGAAGCGUCACAGAUGUAAAUGAAGAUGGUUCAUCGAAUUCCUCCGGCACGCAGAAAGAGCCAAAAGCGACCAAGUCCGACACCGAUUCUGGUGGCUCCAGCACGCCGACCACUGAUCCGAAUCACUGGAGCAAAGAUGAAAAAUAUGACGCAGAGAAUAUGUUAGAUGUGAAUUACAAGAAACAUCUUACAAGACAUGCUAACAAAGUGCUUCUUCGCGUCCGGAUGCUGUAUUACAUCAAGCACGAAGUCCUCGGUGACUUGGUGACGCAGAUUCAAGAGGGUGCCAAUGCGAGCGAUCUUCCCAUACGCCCACCGCCAACGCCCGAUCAGCUGCCGUGCUCAUGGUGGAACCCAAAUUGUUGCGAUCGCAGUCUCUUAGUCGGCACGUAUAAGCAUGGCUGCGAAAACUACCGCGUGAUGCGAGCGGAUCCGAUGCUCUGCUUCCAGAGCCACUGCGGUCCCGGCGAUGGAAUCGUCGAGGAGGCGGCAGUUGUCAAAGAAGCCGAUGAUGACGCCAACUCCAAGCAGGGAGACAACGAAGACGAUCCAGAGGAUGGUCCCUCGGAGGCCCGUUCCUCGUCGGCCGGCGUUGACUCCAAAGACGAUGAUGAAGAAUCCACAGCUGGUACCGCAACUAGUGCUGCGCCCACGCCGGCUCCAUCGGAAACAAAUCCAGAGCUGAUUUGGCCCACGAUGCAGGACUUGAAUACGCGAUUACGUCGGGUCAUCACUUCCUACCAGCGCAACUACAAGAAGGAAGAACUGAAGCAGCAACAGAAGGCAAAGCAGCAGCUUCAGUCGAUCGUGCAGCCUGCGUCUUCGCUGGGUGCACAGUCGUCGUCGAGUCCGUCGACGCCUUGUACCACCCCCGGACCAGCCAUGAGCGGUAAUCUUACUCCGCAACACCAGCAGCAGUCUCAAUCGAUGCAAAUGAUGGGCUCCCAGCAGCAACUCGGAGGCGCUGGUGGCGCAUCUACCUCCUACGCUGGCACUAGCGGAUUGAGCAAAAGCCAACAGCAGCAAGCAUCGGCCGGCGCUGGGGGUCUUUCCUCUCUGGGGGCUACCACUCCGACCGGUGGCAUGCCCACGGCAGCUGACUUUAGUCUCAUGCUGAGCCUGGGGCUAGGCCUCAAUCCGGCCGAUGCUUCGCAGCUGGCCAAUCUCGAUCUGCAAAAGUUGGCCAUGUACUUGAAAAUGGAACGCCGUGAAAAAACGGAACAGGUAAUGCGCGAACGUGAACGCGUUCGUUUAGAUCAGAUUCCCAAAAAAUGGACACGUCGUGAGGAAAAUGAAUUCAUCCGUGUGCUAACUGGAUACGGUAUUGACCUUUUGCCGAACACAGCCGUACCUACGCCCGAUUGGUCAAGAUUCAAAGUUUACGCCAAGUUAGACAAAAAGUCGGACGAAAAUUUGAGUGAUUUCUAUAAGGUCUUCAUUGCCAUGUGCAAACGCCAGGCUGGUGUAAAGCUGAACGACGACGAAAAGGGUUUGGAGGGAUUGGUGGAUGAUGUAACCGAGGAUCACGCCAAGUUGAUUCUCGAUCGGUUGGAACUGCUUUCGAAGGCCCGCGAGAUCAUCAAACACCCGAAACUGGAGGAGAACAUAAAGCUGUGCGAGAAUAAUCUGGACACCCCUGACUGGUGGAUUUCGGGCAAGCAUGACCGAGAGCUGCUGCGGGCGGUGCUCAAGCAUGGAAUUUAUCGCUCUGAACAGCUGAUCCUAGCCGAUCCGGAGUUUCCAUUCUAUGAGGCGGCUAAGAAAUAUUUACAAAAUCUGGAAAUUCAAAUCCAACUGCAAAAUCAACAGUUGAUGAAAAUGCAAGCUGCCAAGGCAGAAGCGGCUGAAAAGGCGGAACAGGCAAUGAAACAGAAGGAAUCAGACGAGACUAAAGAUAAAGAUGUGGAAAAUACUGAAAUCGAGCCGAAGGUAGAAGUGAAAAUCGCGGAAGAACUCAAGAAGGAGACGGAUGAAAUCAAAUCCGAAGCAAGUGACGGUCAAGACUUGAAAGAGGAGCUCAAAGUUGAGGAUUCGGACGACAAGGACAAGAAAAUGAAAGUGGAAGUUUCUUCGGAAGAACUAUCUGAUAAUGCUUUAGAAGAAAAGAAAGAUAAAGAUGUAGUAAAAGAUGAGGAAUCGAAACCAGUUGUUAAGGAGGAGAAUUCCAUGGAAGUUGAUACAGAGGACAAACCCAAGGAUGAUAUUGCCGAGGAAAAGCACGAUGAGAUCAAACAAGAACAUGACGAGGACAAAAACAAGUCGGUAGAUCUUUCCAAAAUGGAAGAAAAAUCGAGUGAGCCGUCGAAAAUUGAUGAACAGAAUGCUUCAACUGAGGAAGGGGUAUCCCCGUUGAAGAAAGUGGAAGGGCAGGAGCCUGAGAAAAAGCCUGAAGUAGGAAGAGAAACUUCACCAGAUGUAAUAAUACUUGAUGAACAGAAAGUUUCUGACGUAAAACCCAAAGUUAUGAGCGAAGAUGAAAAAUGCUCCAAACAAGCGGCUGAACUAAAGGCUCGUUUCCCCGAUUUAGAAGUUUUCCAACCAUUAAUGAAGUUGAAGCAGUUGGAUAACAGUGUCUCGAAAGAAGACUUCAACAACAUGAGCAAAUUUGCUAGCAUGAUCGAUACGUCGAUGAUCGUGAAAUGGUUCCGCGAUUUCGCUUUGGAGCGUCGGGUCGGACACAUCAUCUACUGCAUCGAGCACGGCGAGUGGCCCGUGGGCAAGUCCUACUCUGCCUACACCGGAUGUCUGGGCAUUGAUCUGGACAUUCCGUUGCAUGAGACGAUCAAGCGUAUCAUCUCAGUGGACGCCGACACGCGACGUUCGACGUCCAGCACUCCGGACGUGAUCACGAUCACAACCGAUCACGCCGGUGCGAAACAGAUCAGCCAAGCGGCCAUGAAUGCACAAUCAGCUGCGGCGGCUGCCCUUUCGGCAGUUGGGCUGGGAGGCAGCGGACCGGGAGCGGUUGGUACACAAGGGUUAAGCCAAAGUCAAAUGGCAGCUGCGGCUGCGGCCGCCGCUGCCGCUGCAAAUGUUUCGCUCUCGUCAAGUAAGAAACAACGCAAGAGACACAUUGCUAUUGAUGUUGAAACAGAAAGGGCCAAAUUGCAUGCUUUGUUGAAUAAUACUCAGAGUCCAGCACCCGGUAAUAAAUCACAGGCUCCAUCGCUGCAAUCAGCUGGCGCGCUGUCGUGGAACGAGGACGAAAUCGUUGACGCCCGUCGAAAUAGUUCCGGAGGUUCGGGAGGACUGCAACCGCCGCCUGCUCAUCAGCAUGGUCCUCGCAAUCCGAUCAGCUACUCGAAGCCCACGCUCAUCCCAGGAACGUCCAGCACGUUGACACCGAUCGAUUUGUCGGCUGGAUAUAGUUUGCCGAAGGUCAACAUGGCGGACAUAAUCAAGGGUCCGAUGGAUCUAAGCGAAGUACAGGACUUUUCAAUUGGCAAGAAGCACAAGCCGAGCGAUAUCUAUGGUGCUAGCAGCCGAGGACUUUCGUCUACCAGCAUCAGUAUAACAAGUGCCGGUGCCGGAGGUGGUUCUUCAAUGCAAUCACCAUCGGCUGCAGUGGCAGCGGCAGCAGCGGCUGGUAAAGGAAAACUGAAUGAUAUGCUUUCGAAGCUGAUGAAGAAAAACAACGUGAGUGUGCCGAUCGAAGAACCCCCGUUGGGUAAAGAGAAGAAGCGAAGGAAGUUGGACGAAAUUGUAAUGGGACUGUCAGCUGCUAAAGAACAGAAGACGAUAUUCGGUGAUCCUACUCCACCAGGAGGAAGCUUCUCCGGUAGCUCUAUGAAGAAGCCCCAGAUCCCACCGAGUGUCUCAGUGACUCCAGCGAGUGCACCAUCGUCGGUUAGUCAACAACCGCCCCAGAAACCGUUCACAAUUACAGUGACAAGUGUGCCAGGAACAUCGAAGAGUGGUCAGGGGUCGUCAAGCUCCAACUCGAACAGUGGCUUAGCUGCAUUACAAAACAUGUCCGGCAUGGGAGCACUCUCAACCAAAGACAGCUUGAGUGCACUGUUCUCGCAAGCAGCCCAGGCCGAGCAACAGGCGUUCUUGAAACAACAGCAGAAGAUUAUUCAAUCAUUGCCAGCAAAUUCACCACAACGUAAGGCAUAUGAAGCGAUGUUUGCAGAAAUGAAGCAAGCGGCGGAUCUUAGUUCGAAACUCGGUCAGUACGGUUCAGCUCACGACGCUAAGGUGAACAAAUGGUUAGCGGAACAAACAGCUGCCCUGACUGAACACGCUAUGGGAAUGGACUAUUUGUCAAGAUCAUCGCGAAGAUCAUCAUCCUCCACAUCACAACCGCAGGCGACGACUCCUACGUCGUCUAGAUCUACGAGAAAUACUGGAACUAGUCUUCAACAACAUCAUGCCCAGCAACAGCAACAACAGCAGCAGCAACAGCAGGCAGACAAUAAUCCAAUGGCCUUUAAUUGGAAGACACUUACCGGUGAGGAAUACGUGUCGGUUAUUAAUAAGAUCAAUGGCAAGCGUCUCACCGGAAACAAGGCUCCUCAACUGAAACGAUUAACACAAUGGCUACACGACAAUCCUUUGUACGAAAUAGAUCCUAAAUGGGCUGAAUCGAUCAUUCUUCCACCUGGCUCUAUGUCAAUGUCAAAGCCUUCUCCAUCAGAUUCGGGAAGCCCUUCUUCAGCCUCUUCCAAACAAAUGCGAUCGUCAUCAUCGUCCUCGCCCAUGACGUCCCAGGCAGGUCAAUACGGAAGCAGUGGUGGCAGCAGCCAACAAUCAUCUUCCACGCCAUCGAAGAAACAUAGCAGUAGCAGUGCUGCUAACAUGCAAUUCCCAGGUCUUGCAGGAUUGAACGCCAAUCUAUUAUCUAGCGUUCCUGGAUUGGGCAGUUUCGAUCCGAAAAACCCAAUGCUUGGAAUGCCAUUUGGCGGAAUGCCCGGUUUGGCUGGACUCGGAGGACUAGGCAAUCUGAACAAUAUGAAUCUUUUUGCUAGCUUAGCAGGAGGACUGCCUGGUCUGUCUGGAAUGGAUGCCCAAAGUUUGGCUGCCAUGAUGGCUGCUGCAGGCUUAGACCCUACAACAGCUCUUGCUGCUGCAGCAGCAGUUGGAGGUACUCCUCCAAAGGCAGGAGGCAGUAGUUCUAGCAAAUCAAGAAAACCUGAUGGAUCGAGCUCGUCGUCAUCACAACAGAGUUCCAGCAAGAGUUCCAAUUCCCAACAGCAAGCAGCAGCUGCAGCUGCUGCUGCAAGCCAGUUUCCUUUCUUCUUCCCGAAUCCAAGCCUUUUGUACACACCGCUAGGUUUGGGAGGAUUGAAUCCGUAUGGAAUGCCAGGGGCUGGACUGGGCACAAGUGGAAUAACAACAAGUACGACAUCAUCACCAACAACUUCACGACAAUCUCAAUCGAAGCAGAAUAGCUCACGAGGUAUGGGUGGUAGUUCUCAGCAAUCGGCUGCAUCACCAGGUAGUAAAUCGAGCAGAAAUUCAAGUUUGACUAGUCAACAGGCAGCUGCCGCUCAACAAGCUGCUCUAGAAGCAGCACAACUUCAGCAAUUAUUGCUUCCACAUGAUAAACAUUUGUUGGACUCGCUAACGCGAUCUGCAGGCUUGGAUAUCACGCAAAGUUCGAGAGGUAGUGGAUCCAGCGCAGCCGACAAACGAGCAAGGGAAAGUUCGGCCGCACAACAAGCAAAUAAACAAGCCCUAGAAAAGUUAGAGCGCGAGAGAAGGAAAAUACUGGAAACGUUAUCUCAAGGGGCAUUCCCUCCAGAUCUAGCAGCGAUGCAGGCGUUUGCCACCGGGAAAAUGCCUGGAGCGUCAUCAUCAUCCUCUUCUGCACACGGUUCAUCAUCGAAGAGCAGUAGUAGUAACAAUAAUAGUGCUGCAGCGGCUGCAGCAGCAGCAGCCGCAGCUAUGAGCAAGGACCUUCAACUACCGUUAACACCAGAAUUCAGCCAGGCAUUGUUCGCCGAAAUGGCAGCUCAAGCUCUUUCUGCCAGUGGAGCAACCGGCUCUUCCUCGUCAUCUUCUUCGGCUUCCAAAAAAUCACGAGAUCAAGAGCUGAAAGAAGCAUUUGAGCAGUUGAGCAAACAUCCUAUUGAACUUUUGGCAAGGAGUUUGGGAGUCGGACCUGCGAUAUCGCUCAUCCCAACGUCAUCGUCAUCCUCGUCAACAUCAGAUUCAAAGAGAACCACGUCUUCUUCGAGGCACGAUGCCCAACAGCAACAUCUACAGCAUCAUCUAUCCAAGCUAGACCCCAAAACGCUUAUGAUGAGCGGCGUGGGCGGCUCUCAGCAGGAUGAAAUGAAGAGCCCCAGAACAAGAUCGUCAACAGAUUCUAUGGGUAGUAUUGACAAGGUCACGCUGACGCCAGUGGCUGCCGCUAGCAUAGCAGCUUCCCUACCAUCGCAAACGACAAUCUCAUUAGCAUCACCCGUGGGACAUACCGGCACUUCAUCGUCGUCCGCUGCCGGUAGCGGUGGUGGUGGAGGUUCGUUGAAUCUCAGUGCCAAAAGUCCGGCAGCCAUGUCGACAUCGUCCACGUCAAGUAUCGGAGAUCGGGAUCGAGACCGCGAAAGAGAACGAGAACGGGAGAACAGAGACCGCGAGCGAGAGCGUACUGAAAGAUUGACCGACAGGGUUGAUCGGGCGGAAAGAAACGACCGUAGCUUACGGUCGACUGAUAUGGCUGCCGAUUUGAGUAAGGGUUCGUCGAAUUCUACUACGUUGACUCCGACGACAGCUGCACCUCAAAAUUUAUCGACGUCAUCGGCAUCGAAUUCUGUGCCAACUCCAUCGGUGACGGUGGUAGACACUGCCCACAACCAGGAAAUGGAUCUAGAAGAUUUAAUAGCCCCUUCAAAACUUUCCAAAUCAGGCAAUGUUUUGAACGAUGAGGAUGACCCUCAGAAACAGAUUAUGCUACUGAAGCAGAAGCAGAAACUUCUGCAACAAGAACAGAUGAAGAAGCUCCAAGAAGCGCAGGAAGCGCAACGAAUUCUCGAGCAACAACGGAUGGCGGAGCAAAAAAAGCUGCUGGAAGAACAACAGCAAAAGGAGCAACACGAACAAGAACAGGCUCACGCCCGGGAACUACGGCAUAAACGUCGUAGAGAACGCGAGGAAAAUGAACGACUUCAGCACCCUCGGUUAGAAGUGGAACAGGAUGCACCUGUUCCGAUAGAGUCUGCCCAACCAGAAGUCGAUCUUCGACAACACGAAGAAAUGGUAGCACCUCAGCAGAUGGAUACAACACCUGCUGAGUUACACGAACCGCAGCAAAAGGAAGAAGAUCUUCAAGAGCAACAACAACACGAAGAGGCAGAGCGACACGAACGUCGUGCUUCGCGUAGAAGUCAGCGUCAUUCGACGGAACAACCGUCUGAAGACACAAGCAAAUUUGAUCACGAAAAACCAACAGCAGAGUGUUUAGCAUCAUCGUCGACAAGGAAAUCUACUCGAUGCAGCACCGAUGCGGCCAGUUCUUCCGGUGGAGAGUCGAAUAGUGCUCCGCAAUUAACUCCGACGGCAGGAGGUCGUCGAGCGACACGUUCCAAACGACGAAGAAGCGGUGAAGACCUCGACCUUACGGUGGGAGUCCCCGAACGGAAGCGCGAGCUCCGAUCCAGCGCAGGACGACAGGCAGCAGCUGCAGCGGCGCGGAUGGCAGCGGAAGCUAAGGCAGCCGCGGCCGCUGCUGCGGCGGCAGCUGCUGCAGCUCAGACAGAAGGUUCACUGAAUUUGUCAAAGGAUCAGCAUGACCACCAGGAAGAACAGCAACCCAUUUGAUUAAAAAUGAGUAAAUGACGCUUAUAAUUUUAGGUUAACAGUUUUUGUUUUUUUAGGAAGUUUUAGGCGGUUGAUAUUACGUGAGGAAAUUGUUUCCUUGUUUCGGUAGUAUACACAUAAAUAGUGAAUUAGGAACACAUAUAUGUGCGAGAAGAAAUGUGUCGUAUUAUUGUAAUUUAUUUUGCGACAAAAACAGGACAGAUGUGAAGUAACUGUGGUAGACAACAAAAACAAAAGUAAAUCAUCUAAUAGGAUUAAAACAAUUAAGGCUUUGAUUGGGUUUGGGAUGCUUGUGAGGUUGCUUGCAAUACUUCAAUUUAGAUAAAGGAAGCUUUCAAUGGUGAUUUUAGAAUUACUAGCGGUGGAAAUUCUUGUGGGAGAUUGCUGUUGAGACCGGUUCUUUAAUUGUUCAUACGCAAGCCUAGUCGAGCAUCCUUAGCAACAUCGAAGUGUUUUGAAAUCUUUUAAGAAGCUGAAAAAGAUCUACCAUUGACACCUGUUAUAUUUGUGUACUAUAAUCAUUGUCUUAGUCGCUUAAAAUAAGAGGGCAAAUUAUGUAAAAUAUUAACCAGCUGUCAGACUAGUAACUAAUUUCCUUAUAUCAUUCAUGUUGAUUUGUUGAAUUUUUCAGCAAAUCUCAAAAGUCGGUUCCAUAAAAAAAAACAAAAAAAUUAGGAACUCACAUUAACUUCAGUCAAAAAAUGGAUAUGAGGAUAUAAAUAUGAGAGUAGAAAACAAUUAUCUUAAAAAUAGACACAAGCGGGCUUGGAACCAAGCAAGUACUGUUUAGCUUAUUUGACUAGCACAUAAAACAAAAACAAACAAAAAAUCAAAUCAUCUAAUUUAUUCUCCCGUUUUGCUCAUCGCGGCAGAUGCAGAACAAACUUGUAAAUAUUAAAUAAAGCUAUUUUAACGUGUAACAACUUCAUAGGGUGCUCAAAAUAAUUGGAAUAGACAAGUUCAAACUCAAUUGAAAUGUUGUAAACGCUUCGUUUAACUUUGAUUACAAACACAAUGGUCUACAAAACUUCUUGAAAAGGACCAUCAGCUGUUUUAUCUUUUAACAGUAAGUUGCUAUUUAUGUAUGCUUCCCGGAAAAUAAAAAUCUUCGAAAUCCGAUCACUUUCUUGGAUGAGAUUUUUUCUAACAUUUUUAAUUCAGUUUCCUUUUUGUACUAUCAAAACCGAAUAAUAAUGAAUAAGGAUACAACAAUCUUGAUUACUUUAAUUAUUUUGAUUACCCUAUGAUAGACUUGAAUGUAGAAAUCGAUUAAUCUCGAUGCAAAAUAAAACCAUAAAAAAAUCAUAAAAAUCACAAAAAAUAAUUCAUUUUCGCAUUUAUCCGUAGUAAAAGAAGAAUCAAACAACAACAGAAAAUAUAGUUGCUAAUAUCUCAAUAGCAAAACAAAGCGGCAAAAAUACCCGACAGUUAGUCGAGUGUGGUGGGGUGUGCAUGUGGCGUGCUGUAAUCUCUCUUGAAGACCCCUUUCAUCGUGAUACUUUUCCCGUUGUGUGGUUGCUACGCGGAAAGAAUUGCAUGAAUGGGCCAACUCGUCGAGUUAUGCACAAAUUAGUCGAAACUGGCUUGAAGCUGUAGCAAAAAGGUUGAAAUAAAACAAAAAACACAAUUCAGAAAAUAAACCAACAUUAGUUCCAAAAGUUACACACGCAUAUAAAUAGAUAUGAACACGAGAUAGACUGAAACGUUAAAACAUGUCUUUUGUUUUCUGUCCGGCAGGAAUCUUAUUCAAGUGUGGUUGCAUUUCUAUUCCAUUCGUGUCGGCAACCGAUCGUUAUGAAACAAAUGUUAUAUCAUCAAAAUCUGUGUUGUUUAAUUCGUGGGGAAUUGAACGACCGGACUGAAAAAGUCGUGUACAUUAGUUUAUUAUUAUGUUUCUUUAAUCUAUUCCCACAUUUUCCCUGUCCUCCCAAGCUGCACUUUGUAUUAUCAGAACAUAUUUCGAGUUAGCGGAGUUCGUUCGUACAGAUUUCAACUAUGAUGCUGACUGAGGUGUUCACCUUGAUGCAUCUGGUUGGCAUCGCAAGCCCAAGAGUCCUGCUAGUAGUGGCCAUGUGUGGGGUCUAGGCUGCUUUUGGCGGACAGAUUUAUGAGAUACAUUUUGAGAAGGAGGAAAAGGGCACAUGCAUUGGACCGUGUGUCCGCUAAGCGGUCUUGAAAUGAAAGGGUAUGGAAAGAAGAAGCAAGAGUUACACAAACAAAAAGUAACACACACUGCAAAAGUGAAAUGUAGACCUAGUAGUAAUUUAUCUCCAAUAUUAAAAAAAAUUAAAGUUUACAAAAAGUAUAAAUAUUAUGAACUAGCGAGAAAAACACGUGACAAUUAUAAAGGAAAAAAAUCUGCAAAAAAAUAUAAAUAAUGAAAAAUAUCUUCAA
This is a messenger RNA of Armigeres subalbatus, 19354 nucleotides long. RefSeq lists its product as uncharacterized. Gene Ontology annotation, cellular component: nucleus; chromatin. Gene Ontology annotation, biological process: chromatin remodeling; regulation of gene expression. The record is from RefSeq and is a predicted model, not a curated record. NCBI's taxonomy places the organism in Eukaryota, Metazoa, Arthropoda, Insecta, Diptera, Culicidae. Gene Ontology annotation, molecular function: ATP binding; ATP-dependent chromatin remodeler activity; histone binding.